AUGUUCCGGCUGGCGUGUGCUUGGGCUCUGGCAGGGGCGGUGGCCCUAGAUGAGGAGAGCGAGUUGUUCCUUAUCCAGGUCGGGGUGCAGGCGUUCAGCGGCCCUGGUGCGGUGCGCAACCUCGUGUCCGGGGUGCAGGCGUUCAACGCCUCGAGUGCCGUGCGCAACAUCGUGUCCACCAUCCGGGACGAUGUGCACAAGGUGGAGGAGAACAUCCGGCGCAGGCUGACGGGCGACCAGUCCGGGAACGCUUCGGAACGGGACUCGUCCGCGGUCUCCAAAGCGGAGGCGCCGAAGAAGCCCGGACAGAAGCAGACGCAGCCGGCGCAGGCGGGGAGCCAGAUUUACCAGGACCAGCUUGGCCUGAAGAAGAAUAGCGCCGCAGACGUGGAGGCUCUGAGGACCGCCUUCGUCUUCAACAUGGGCCUGAUCUGUGCCUACCUGUUCUCCUUUGCGCUCCUGCAGCAUUUUCAGCCCAUCGUGUACCUGAACAACUCCAGAACCGGACGCGCUCCUGAGCCCCGUCCAUCCUGGUACGGAUGCUGGCUGAGCUCGGCAGAAGUGCAAGAAUACGCCGGCCUCGAUAGCGCUUUGUUGGUGGAUUUCUGCAACCUGGGCAUGAAGAUCUGCUUUUGCCUCGGCCUCCCCAUCAGCGCCGUGUUGAUUCCCAUAUACUUUUCCCUUGGCACGCACUACAGUGACUGUGGCCAAAGCGGAGCAAUCGUGGGGCCUCGCAGCUCGCUGGACCUCCUCAGCAUCGCCUCGCUUGGCUGCAACCAAUCGGUGCGCUGGUUGCUGGCCUUCUCCGUGUGGAUCUGCGUGUGGGCCGUGCAGCGCCUGCUCUGGGAGGCCCAGAAGAGCUUCGUGCAGCGUCGCAUCGCCUGGCUCCAGCAGCGCCCCAAGCCGCAGUCCUCAACGGUGCUGGUGGCCAACAUCCCGCCACGGCACCGCUCGGACGCGAAGCUGAAGAACUACUUCCAGCGCCUCUUCCCGGAGAACGUGGAGACGGUCUACGUGGUGAAGCAGCUCUCCUCCCUCGCGGAACUGCUGGAGGAGUACGACACCGCAGAGCAGCGUCUUCACGAAGCGCUCUACCAGUGGCAGCUCCACAAUCAGGAGGCAGACCAGCGGCCAAAGCUGAUCCUCGACAAGGAUGCAGAUCCGGUGGACAGCAUUGAGCACUACACUCGCCUCAUGGAGCACUUGCAGCGCCUCAUUGAAACCGAGCGCGCGCGGAUCCGCAGCGCGGACAACUUCACGCAGGAGUCUCUGUGCAGCUCCUCGGCCUUCGUGACCUUCAAGUCCUCCCGCGACGCCGAGAUGGCGCUGAGGCUGCGCCUGGAGCCCGAAGGCCACGUGUUCACGAUGGAGUACGCGCCGGCGCCGAAGGAUGUGGCAUAUGAUGAUCUGCUGGGCUCGCCUCAGAGAAGGCAGCUCUGGCAUUUCCUGGGCUUUGUGAUGAUCAUUGGCGUCUUCCUCUUCUGGUUCCCGCUCAUCGGGCUGGCCUCAUCCAUUGUGAAUCUGGAGAACUUGGAGCAGAUACAGGUGGUGCACCAGAUUCUCACGACCUCGCCCUGGCUGCAAUCACUGCUCGAAGGUAUCUUUGCGACUCUUUUGCUGUCCUUGUUCAUGGGAUUUCUCCCAAGUGCCCUGAGCGCCAUCAUCAGCAGCACCUUCACCUUUACCUCCAAGGCCGAGAGUCAACUUGAGCUGCAGCAGUGGUACUACUGGUUCCAGGUGAUCUUUGUUUUGCUGGUGACGGCGGUUGGCACCUCGCUGUGGCAGCGUUUCAACGACGUACUGGCGUCGCCGAAGGGAGUGCUCUUUGACUUGGCCAACAGCCUGCCAAACACCUCGACCUUCUACAUGAGCUACGUGAUCCUGAAUUGGUCUUUGUCUGUCUUGAACGCCCUGCGGUACCAGAACAUCAUCAAGUUCCUCGCGUGGAACGCCGUUUGCGAGGAGGACCGUGCCAAAGCCAAGUCGGAGCCAGAGGACCCUGACUACUACGGCAUUGGCUCGCGGAGUGCACGGCUCAGCUUGAUCAUGGCCAUCGGUCUGGUCUUCAGCCUGCUGAGCCCGCUGACGCUGUGGGUGGUCUUCGCCUUCUUCUUCAUCAACCGCCUGGUCUUCAGCUACCUGGUGGUCUUCGCGGAGACGCAGAAGCAAGACAUGGGCGGCAAGUUCUGGGCGUUGCAGCUGCGACAUGUGCAUUUGGCCCUGCCCAUCUUCGUCGCCGUGAUGAGUGGCUGCAUCUGGACGGAGCCCUAUGGCGGCCCUGGCAUGUUGGCGCUGCUGAGCUUGAUGCUGUGGGGCUACGAGUACUCGCGGUGGUCCGACAUCCUCUGGGAGACGUUGCCCUUCCGCGCGGUGGUGGAGGGCGCGGAGAGCGGCCUCGCCGCCUCGGAGGAGAGCUACGUGCAGUCGGAGCUGACGCGGGACCUGCGGGCCGCUCCGGCCCUGAAGGCUAGCUGCACUCCUGCAGACAGUGGUCAGUGGCUUCUCACCCACGAGAAGGAUGACGUCGCCUCCAGGAGCUUCCGGACAUUCUACGAAUGCCACUUGCGAGAGGGAAUCGGUGCGUUCCGCGACCCAGACUUUGUGAAUCUCUUCCUGAGGUAA
Molecule: messenger RNA, 2622 nt
Organism: Effrenium voratum
Lineage: Eukaryota; Dinophyceae; Suessiales; Symbiodiniaceae
Source: the annotation of a GenBank genome assembly